AUGAAGAGGGUUUGGGGGUUCGGGAGGGAGAAGGGCGUGUCGCUCUUGGGCUUCGCUUCUGGCUUGCCGAGGCAGGGCAGGGGCGUUGGGCAGAAGAAUAAUAGAAUUGACAACUUGCUGCUGGGUUACCACAUCCGAGACAGAGAUCUCAGAAAGAUCCACAAGGCUGCCUGCGUGGGCAACGUAGUGCAAGUGCACCAGAUUCUGUUCUUGGGGGAAAAUGGCGUGGAUGAUAGAGACAAGAUGAACAGGACUGCUCUCCAUUUGGCCUGUGCCAAUGGCCAUCCAGAAGUGGUGACCCUCCUAGUAGAGAGGAAAUGCCAUCUUAACCUCUGUGAUCAUGAAAACAGGACAGCUCUCAUGAAGGCCGUACAGUGCCAGGAAGAGAAAUGUGUAAACCUACUAUUGGAAAAUGGUGCCGAUCCAAAUAUUAGGGAUGUGAGUGGCAACACUGCUCUCCACUAUGCGGCCUUUGGUGAUAAUAUAUCCAUAAUAGAGACGCUGCUGCUAUACAAUGCGAAUACUGAAGCAAGAAAUAAGACAGAGAGAAUGACUGCUCUCCAUUUGGCCUGUGCCAAUGGCCAUCCAGAAGUGGUGACCCCCCUAGUAGAGAGGAAAUGCCAUCUUAAUCUCUGUGAUCAUGAAAACAGGACAGCUCUCAUGAAGGCCGUACAGUGCCAGGAAGAGAAAUGUGUAAACCUACUAUUGGAAAAUGGUGCCGAUCCAAAUAUUAGGGAUGUGAGUGGCAACACUGCUCUCCACUAUGCGGCCUUUGGUGAUAAUAUAUCCAUAAUAGAGACGCUGCUGCUAUACAAUGCGAAUACUGAAGCAAGAAAUAAGGAUAACUUCACACCACUUCUAGUUGCUGUAAAUGAAAACAAACAGCAAAUAGUGGAAGUUUUAGUAGAAAAGGCAGCAAAUAUACAUGCAGAGGAUAAAUCAAAAAGCAGUUACAAAAUAAUUUGCCACCAUAAAGAAGAAAUCAUGCUUAAAAAUUCUUUGCAAAAUAGCAAUCCAGGAGCAGAUAAGAGUGCUGAGGAAGACUCUAUAACCAGGCUUUCCGACAAACCUGGUCCUGAUGAUUCAUGGCCUACAUCAGCUAGCCAAGACUUUGGUUUUGGUACCAAGGAAGGAACAGCAAAGUCAGCAAUGGAAGCAAAGGAAGAUGGUGUUGGUAUUAUUGAAAAUGUGCCGCCAGAGCAAACAGUUAAUGACAGUUUGACUUCUGCUGCUGGAGUGCAUAAAAAUUACAGAAGUGAUAUGAUGUCAGCAUUAGAAUUGGGAGAAGAGGAAGAUGUAGAAUCACCUUCUCUUCCUGAGUAUCAAGUUCCAUUAAAGGUUGAAGAAAAAAAGCACAGAGGAAGUGACAUGGAAGUAUCAGAAAACAUACAUGAUGCUGCGGCUGCUGGAUUAAUUCCACAAGGACAGAAUGGAAAAAGUGAUAACCAUCAAUUGCCUAUUACAGAAAAAAAAGAUUCUGAUAGGAGUGAACCUGGUUUACAUAUGAAGAAGUUAAAUGAAGGUGAAAAUGAAACAGGGACAUCAAAAGGAGCUGUGAUCACACCAGUGUUGAAGAAGGCCGAUUCCCUAACUGGUGGUCCACUACAAAAGAAUGAUGGCAGCCAUUUCAGUGGAAAGGAUCAGCAUGAAAGCAGACCUGCAAAGAAAAUUUCUAAGAAAAAGAACAAGGUCAAAAAGCAAAUUACUUCUAUGGAUGACCUUGUCGACUUCAUUCAGUCAUCUGAAACAGCCUCAGAGGAUUGUGAGUUGCCUUACUCUAAGAAUUUCAUGUUGCUGAUUGAACAACUUGGCAUGGAUUGUAAAGAUUCUGCUGGCUUCUUAAAAAUCCAAAAUAUACUUGUUUCCCAUGAAAGAUUAAGGAAACGUAACAAAAAUCACUGUAAACUACUUACGGGAAAAAUUAAAAAAAUGGAAAAAAACGUUAGUGCACUACAAAACGAGCUACGAGAAGCCAAAGACGUGAUAUCAUGGUUAGAGCAUCAAAAAGUGGAAUGGGAACAUGAAGUAUGCAGUUUGAGAUUUACUUUAAAACAAGAGGAAGAAAAAAGAAGAAAUGCUGAUAUGUUGUAUGAAAAAAUUAGGGAGAAGUUAAGAAGAAUAGAAGACCAAUGUAAGAAAGAAGUUGAAACAAAACAAGGAUUUGAACUCGCUCUUAGAACAGUAAACAUGGAAUUGAAGGCCGCAAAAGAUAAUUUGAAUCAGGUUGUAGAAAAGCGCAGUGACAGGCAACUUUCUCCAGAACAGAAGACCAGAGUAUUACAAGAUGGAAGUCUAAACAAUCACUUUUACAAGCAAAAGGUGCUAGAAAUGGCUCAUAAGAAAACGAAUUCUGAAAUAUCUUCUUUACUUUCUGAUAGUCGUGAGAAAAUACAAGAUCUGUUGCAUAAAAACCACAUGUUGCAGGAUGAAAUUGCCAUGCUAAGACUGGAAAGAGACACCAUAAAAAAUCAGAACCAGAGAAAGGAAACGAAAUAUUGUGAAGACAUUGAAAGUGUAAAGGAAAAGAAUGACAGCCUUCAAAAGACCAUAAAACAGAAUGAGGAAACAUUAUCAAAAACAAUAUUCCGAUAUAGUGGACAGCUUAAUGUUCUGACUGCUGAGAUUACGAUGCUAAAGUCUAAACUGGAGAAUGAAAAACAAAAUAAAGAGAGCCUGGAAGCAGAAGUUGAAUCAUACCGUGCUAGACUGGCUACUGCUGUACACGAUCAUGAUCAGAGUCAGACAUCAAGAAGAGACCUAGAACUUGCUUUCCAGAGAGCAAGAGAUGAAUGGUUUCACUUACAGGACAAGAUGAAUUUUGAUGUGUCUAAACUACAAGAUAACAAUGAAGUUCUUUCUCGGCAACUUUCUCAAGAUGGAAGUAAAUUCAAUGCCCUGGAAAUUGAGCUCCAUCACAUAAGAGAUGCUCUCAGAGAAAAGACUUUACUUUUAGAAUGUGUACAAAGGGACCUAAGCCAAACACAAUGCCAGAAGAUGGAAAUUGAACACAUGUAUCAGAACGAACAAAGUAAAGUGAAUAACUACAUUGCAAAGCAGGAAUCCUUCGAGGAAAGGUUAUCUCAACUACAAAGUGAAAAUAUGUUGCUUAGACAGCAACUAGAUGAUGCUCACAACGAAGCUGACAGUAAAGAAAAGCUAGGGAUUAAUAUCCAAGACCCGUUUCAGAAUAUCCAAAAAAAACUUAAAGCUAAACGUGGAGAACAAGGUCUUAUGCUGGGAGAAAGAAAUAAAGAGUUAAUCGAUGAAUGUAAACACUUAAAAGAAAGAAUGUAUAAGUAUAAAAAUGAGAAAGCAAAAUUAAAAAUAGUUGUGAGACAACUUCAACAAGGACUGGCUGAUACUCUGAAGAAACAGUCUAUGUCAGAGGCUUCCCGGAAGGUUACGUCACAUCUUCGUCUGGAAGAUGAGAUACGGGAUCUCAAGAAGAAAUUAGGCCUAAUCAGAAGUCAGUUGCAAGAAGCACAGGAACGACAUGCAGAGGCCGUAAGAUAUGCUGAGGAGAUGAAAGAUCAUAUGCAAAAGCUACAGGUGAAAAAUGCCAGGCAAGAAGAAACUAUCAAACAUCAAGCGGCCCAAAUUCAAGAUCUUGAGAGCAACGUGAUAAAGACAAGUUUGGCUGAUGUCCUUACAACAGAACUGGAAACUACAUCUUCAAAAUGUCUACACCUGGAUGCAAAAAAUCAAAUUCUUCAACAAGAGUUAUUAUCAAUGAAAGCUUUCAAAGAAGAACGUGAAAAACUAGAGAGCAAUAACAAGAAGUUACAACAAGAAGUAGUAAAAUUGAAACAAUUUAUGGAAAUGAAUAUGGUAGAACGCAGUCAAGUGGGAGUAUAAAUGGGAGUAUACAGUAUAAAUGUAUACAGUAUACAGUAUAAAUGGGAGACUGAAGAAAGAGCACGACUGGACAUAGCAGAAAAAUUACACGAAGUCAACCUGUUUUUACAGGCACAAGCAGCAGCUCAAGAAAACUUGGACCAGUUAAGAGAAAAUGCUCAUGCUUCAACGAGAAGUCAAAUGGAACUUAGAAUUAAAGAUCUGGAAUCUCAGAUCUCUACAAUGAAGACGUCUCAAGAAGAUUCUACUAAAACAGAGUUGGAAACCUACAGGCAACUCUACCUAGAAGAAUUAAAAGUUAGAAAGUCCUUGAGAAAUAAGCUGAACAGGACUAACGAGAGACUGUCAGAGAGCAAUACAAAACUUCUUGCGGAGAGACAGCAGCAUCAAACUUUACUCAGGACUUUAACUAUGAGCCCAGGCCUGGAAUCACCUUAUUGUGGACAUUUUGAAAAUAAUUCAGUGCUCAAUGGAAACCUUACUCCAAGAGGAAACUUAGUGAUUCCUACCUUAAACCCACGGCCGUCCCAUGACUACUGGGAGACUUCCUUGUGGAAGAUGCAGCAGGAGUUGGAGAAAGGAGUAACCGGAGCACUAGAAGAAGCUGCUACCGAAGUUGAACGAGGAUCCUGUAGAACUCCUUUAGUAUCUACUGAUGAUUCAAUUCUAAAUCAAGAUCCAGAACGGAAAGCGUCACGAGAAUAUGUACAGAUUUUGAACAAAAAUUAUAUGAUUUGAAAAAUAAAUAGAAAAAAUUUACUGGAUGCUUACAAAACAUUUUCAUUGUUUCCCAAUUGAACACACUAUAUGGCAAAAUCUUGAUUAAAGGAAAAUGUUUUUGUGU
Molecule: messenger RNA, 4699 nt
Organism: Neofelis nebulosa (Clouded leopard)
Lineage: Eukaryota; Metazoa; Chordata; Mammalia; Carnivora; Felidae
Gene: ANKRD30B
Product: ankyrin repeat domain 30B
Molecular function (GO): protein binding
Source: RefSeq, a predicted model, not a curated record